This is a messenger RNA of Erythranthe guttata (spotted monkey flower), 5188 nucleotides long. Lineage: Eukaryota; Viridiplantae; Streptophyta; Magnoliopsida; Lamiales; Phrymaceae. The record is from RefSeq and is a predicted model, not a curated record.
UAUAUAUAUAUAUAUGUAUGUAUGUAUUCUUGGAAAGAAAAGGUUCUAGAUAAUCCACACACAUUUUUCUUGUGUGAUCACAAAACAGGGGGUUUUAAGGAAAUAUUCAAGAAAUGGAGUCCUCAGAAGAAACAAAGCAAAACCCAUUGAAGAGAAGCUUUGAUUCCUUGAGUUCUCCCCCCCAGCCUGACAUUGAAGCCAUGGAUACAGAUAUUACAUUUAUACCCCGGGACUAUCAAUUGAAGAUGUAUGAAAUGGCAAUGAAGAGGAAUACAAUAGCUGUGUUAGAGACUGGGGGUGGGAAAACUAUGAUUGCAGUUAUGUUGAUUAAAGAAAUCGGUAAAUCUUUGAAGAUAAUCGACGGCCGCGGUAAAAAGCUGAUCGUUUUCUUGGCUCCGACCGUUCAUCUUGUGCAUCAGCAAUAUAAGGAGAUAAAAUCACAUACGGAGCUCAACGUGGAUGAAUACUACGGAGCUAAAGGAAUCGACGAUUGGAAUGAGAAGAUCUGGGAGAAGGAAAUCAACGAGCGUGAUGUUUUGGUGAUGACUCCUCAAAUACUAUUGGAUGCUUUGAGGAACGCGUACUUAAAUUUCGAAUUAAUUGCCUUUAUCGUCCUCGAUGAAUGCCAUCGUGCCUCUGGUAGCCAUCCUUACGCAAGAAUAAUGAAGGAGUUUUAUCACAAAUCUACUUCGAGACCCAAGAUUUUUGGUAUGACUGCUUCCCCUAUCAUUAGAAAAGGCGUCUCAUCCACGAAAGAAUCCAAGGAGCAGUUUGAGGAGCUUGAAAGCCUAUUGGAUUCCCAGAUUUAUAUAGUAGAGGACAGGAUCAAUCUCGAAGAAUACAUCCCCUCAGCGAAGCCAAUAUGCAGAUUUUACGACCCAGCCCAAAUUCCGUAUGUGGAGAUCAAAGCAAAAUUAGAAUGUUCUUGGUCGAAGUUUGAUGCUAUUUUGCUUGGCUUCCAAGAUUCACUGUCGAGUGGGUACAAAGACACGGACGAUAAAUUUAAGUCUCUGCGGAAUAGAUUGGCCAACGACCAUACGAAAAUUUUGUUCAGCCUUGAAAAUCUCGGACUUCUUUGUGCCUAUAAGGCUGUUAAAGUUUGUAUAGAGACGACUCCCGAGGUUCGAGAGGAAUGUGAGGUCUAUAAGGAAAGCGUAGUGCAAUAUAAAAAUUUUCUUCAGGAGGUUCUGUCAAUAAUCGAAGGAUCUGAGGAGCAUAAGAAACUUCUAAAUGUUGUAAAUGGUGGAGAAGAAGCAAUGACGACGGGCCAAAUAUCUCCAAAGCUACACGAGCUGCUUGAAAUUUUCCGAUCAUUUGGGAAUGAUAAAGAUGUUCUUUGUAUCAUAUUUGUCGAGCGAAUAAUGACUGCCAAAGUAAUCGAGAGAGUAAUGUGUAAAAUUACCGAUUUAUCCCAUUUUAACGUAUCGUAUUUGACCGGAAGUAACUCAUCAACUGGUGGACUUUCUCCGGAAGCACAGAAGAAGGUUCUGGAAUCAUUUCGUGCUGGCAAGGUCAAUCUUUUAUUUUCUACGGAUGUGGUUGAGGAGGGAAUUGAUGUGGCCAAAUGCUCGUGCGUGAUUCGAUUCGAUUUACCGAAAACUGUUCGUAGUUAUAUUCAAUCAAGGGGGCGAGCUCGGCACAAAGAUUCCGAGUACAUCAUCAUGCUUGAGAGAGGAAAUGCAAAGCAAAUAGAUGAUAUGUUCUACAUUACAAGGAGCGAAAAUUCCAUGACACAAACAGCCAUGAAUCGAAACCCCGACGAUUGCUCGAUAAAAGCUUGCAUCACAAAAGAAGAACACGUAUACGUUGUCGGGUCCACUGGUGCAUCAGUUACUGCAGAUUCAAGUGUCAGCCUUAUACACAGAUAUUGUCAAAAACUCCCCGGAGACAAGUACUUUACUCCGAAGCCGAAAUUUGUGGACUUGGUGGAUGGGGGCUUAUAUAGAUGUAGACUAAUCCUACCUCCAAACGCACCUUUUCAAACAAACAUUGGUCCUUUAGCUCAAAACCGUCAUAUAGCUAAACAACUCGUUUGUUUGGAUGCGUGUAAGAAAUUGCAUGAAAUGGGAGCUCUUAGUGAUAAUCUUCUUCCUAUUUGUGACGAGUCUUCGAAGAAGAAUACUUGUGAUAGCAAAGCUUUAACUUCCGGGGCAGGAACAACAAAGAGAAAGGAGUUGCAUGGUUCAAUCAAGAUCCAUUUGUUGUCCGGAAGUUUGGGAGAUAAACUUGACAGCACAUCAUUUCAUGCAUAUAAAAUGGACUUCUCGUGUAAUAUUGCCGAACAAAAAUACUCCAGUUUUGUACUUUUACUGGAUGCUAAGCUAGCUGAUGACGUGGGGAAUAUCGAAGUGGAACUAUAUUUGUUAACAAAGUUUGUUAAAGCUUCUGUUUCGUUUUGUGACCAAAUAUGUCUCGAUUCCAACCAGGUAUAGUCACUAAUCACACUCAAUAAUUAUUAUAUUUUUGGCCUCUGAUAUAUAUAUAUACAUGACAAUUUCCUCUCUCAACACUCGACAGAGGAAUCGUUGUGGGACCCGUCGAAUAUGUAUUUGCUGUUACCGCUCGAGUCGGAGGAUAUUCCUUUGAAGAUAAAUUGGACGGGAAUCGAGUCGUGUGUUUCGGCGGUGGAAUUUCUGAGAAUUAACGCUGUGUUGAAUUUUCAGAAACCUGAAAUUACCGACGGAAAUUCGUCGCCUGUUGCGAGUGAUCCUCCAAUUGCGACAAAAUUCAGUGACGAUAAUAAUGUAAUUCACUUGGCCAAUAUAUCUGCUUCUGUGGACAGUCUCAAGGAAAUGGUGGUCGUAGCAAUUCAUACUGGUCGAAUUUAUUCGAUUCUCGAUUCCGUUGCUAAUACCUCUGCUGAGAGCCCGUUCGAAGGGGAUUCCGAUACAAAUUAUUCGUCUUUUGCUGAUUAUUACCUCAAAAAGUAUUGCAUUGUCCUAAAGCAUCCAGAACAGCCUUUGUUGCUUCUAAAGCAAGGUCAUAAUUCACACAAUCUUCUUGUGGAUUUCAGAAACGAAGGUGUUCCAUUGGAAAACAAAUCGGGUGGGAAAAAAGUUGUGGAAAAGCCACAACAACAUGCUCACAUGCCACCGGAACUUUUAGUCGGCAUAAAUAUCAAUACCGAAAUAUUGAAAUCGUUCUAUUUGCUACCUUCUUUAAUGCACCGAAUCGAGUCUCUGAUGUUGGCCAGCCAGCUUAGGGAUGAAAUAUCACGUCAUGGAUGCAAUUUCAAUAUAUCAAGCUCGUUGAUUUUGGAAGCUUUAACUACUCUAAGAUGCAACGAAAGCUUCUCGAUGGAGAGAUUAGAAUUACUUGGGGAUUCAGUUUUGAAAUACGCAGUGAGCUGUCAUCUCUUUCUUAAAUAUCCAAAGAAGCACGAAGGACAGCUGUCGUCGAUCCGUUCGAAUAUAGUUUGCAACUCGGCUCUCCAUAAAUUGGGAACUAACCGCAGAUUGCAGGAAUACGUACGAGAUUGUGCAUUCGAUCCACGCCGAUGGGCAGCCCCAGGGCAGCGUACAAUAUGGCCUUCACCGUGCGAUCACGGCUUAGAAAUGACCGAAGUGCCCUUGGAUGAUAUCAAAUAUUACGGCGAAGACAAAAAACUAAUGCUCGGAAAGGCUUGCGAUUUAGGUCACCGGUGGAUGCUAUCGAAAACCAUUUCCGAUUGUGUUGAAUCUCUCAUAGGGGCGUACUAUGUGGGUGGUGGAUUAAAUGCGGCCCUUAGUUUGAUGAAGUGGCUCGGUGUAGAAGCUGAAAUCGAGCAUUCUUUGAUCGACGAAGCUAUAAAAGUCGCCUCUCUAUAUUGUUAUGCUCCGAAAGUCGAUGAAAUUGGUGUUAUCGAGUCGAAAAUUGGUUAUAAAUUCUGCACUAAAGGGUUAUUGUUGGAGGCGAUUACGCAUGCCACUGGACCUGAACAAGGUGUCGGUUAUUGUUACCAGAGGCUUGAAUUUCUUGGUGAUGCUGUGCUGGACGUACUAAUUACGUUGCAUCUUUACGAGAGUCAUAGAAAUGUUGAUCCCGGGGAGUUGACUGAUUUACGAUCCGCAUCGGUGAACAAUGACAGUUUUGCCCUUGCUGCUGUGAGAUGGAACCUUCACCCCCACCUUCUGCAUGGUUCGUUGCAUCUCGAUAAUCAAAUAUCGGCAUUCGUCAAGAUUGUAUCUGCUAUGACAAGCACCGCAUCAUUAGCUCCGGAAAUCAAAGCCCCUAAGGCACUGGGGGAUUUGGUGGAGAGCAUAACUGGGGCGGUGUUUAUUGAUUCGAAACUUGAUUUGGAGCAAGUUUGGAAAGUUAUGAAGCCGAUUUUAUCUCCGAUUGUGACUCCCGAUAAGCUCGAACUUCAGCCUUCGCGCGAAUUGAUCGAGUUAUGUGACUAUUUGGGUUAUUUUAUCAAAGAGAAUUUUAACGCAAAGGGAGAUUUAGUGCAAGUCGAACUUAAGUUGCAGCUCGAAGAUGCGCUCUUAAAUGGUCAAGGCUCUGGUCCUACUCGUAAAGCUGCUCGUGGAAUGGCCGCUCUUCGUAUAUUGAAGCAAUUAGAGAAAAGAGGUAUUACAUCUUCCAAGCGGAAAAAACACGAGACCGAUGAUGUGGACCCCACAUGGUCAAAAGAUGUUGAAACUUCCGAGUCAGCGCGGAAGAAGCAAAAGGUACAUGAGUUGCAGCAGCAGCAGCAGCCAGGUAUAAACCGAGAUUUAGUCAGCUCGGAAUCUACCGAAAUCCCAGUGGUGCCACCUAUUGAGAUGAAGAAAGGAGGACCUCGGCAAUCGCUUUACGAACUCUGCAAGAAACAACAAUGGCCAAUGCCUUCUUUCGAAACAAUGGAGCAAAAAUCCAGAACUCCGAUUCAGAUUGGUGAUGCGACGGGAUUUAAUAGUUUCGAAUCGCAAAUAUGUUUGACCAUACCGGAUUUUGGUAAGAUUGAACUCACUGGAGAGGCGAGAGCUGACAAGAAGAGCUCGUUCGAUUCUGCUGCACUUGUGAUGCUAUACGAACUUGUGAGACGGGGAAAACUCGUAAUAGGCCAAUGAAGAGAUUUUUUUUUUUUUUUUUUUUUUUUUUUAAUUUUGUUUGGUCUCUUUCUGAUUAGUUCAAUCUCUUAUGUUGAUAUUCACUUGAAUAUUGAGCUUCUUGCGCACAUGUGAUAUUCUUGACAAUAUUCUUGAUAAUUGAUAAUUGAUCUUCAUUU